Exserohilum turcica Et28A is the source of this 627-nucleotide messenger RNA. RefSeq lists its product as uncharacterized. NCBI's taxonomy places the organism in Eukaryota, Fungi, Ascomycota, Dothideomycetes, Pleosporales, Pleosporaceae. The coding region runs from base 1 to 627 and encodes 208 amino acids. The record is from RefSeq and is a predicted model, not a curated record. The transcript is spliced from 3 exons.
AUGGAGUCUCCAAACCAAUAUACUGGCAUGUUGCUGUGCCUCCUUUGCGCACUACCCACUACUGUGCAGUUCGACGUUAUCUUUCCAAGAAACCACACAAUCUACAAACCCGUAUACCUAUUUCCUGUCGUUUUUGGUCUUCACAAUGGCUCUACGACAUGGCCGUACACAGUUCACUGGGACUGGAGCAUCAUAGACGUUGAUGGAUCUCCUGUAGAAGACAUCGCCUCUGGAGGGCGGGUCCGUGGUCUUGCAGGCAAAGAAGAGCUGCUCCCGCCUCCGGACUCAUAUCUCAUUAUUGAAACGGUCGACGAAUUCCUCAACACCACGGCUCGAGACUUGUUUAUGCGCUAUAGCUUCGGUAUCAGAUAUGCAUGUAAUGAAAGCACGGGAGAAGUUCCGUCUGAUCGUAAAUUUGAUGUUUUCUUUUACGGAUCAGUCUCUUUUGGUCUGAACCCUCAAAAAGGAACUAUCCCUGAUCUUGCAGAUGUAGGGUCUUGUGCCAUGCCAGUCGGCUCUAUCGGUAUAGAAAAAGAGAUAACCAACCGUCGUGGGCCCUGCCCCAUCCUGGCACCUGGACCGCAGCCCACACAACUAGACCUGGCCCAAUAUAACUGGACUCACUGA